Pichia membranifaciens NRRL Y-2026 is the source of this 882-nucleotide messenger RNA. RefSeq lists its product as hypothetical. NCBI's taxonomy places the organism in Eukaryota, Fungi, Ascomycota, Pichiomycetes, Pichiales, Pichiaceae. The record is from RefSeq and is a predicted model, not a curated record. Bases 1 to 882 code for a protein of 293 amino acids. The transcript has a single exon.
AUGAAGGUAGUUUUAUUCGGAUCAAGAGGUAACGUUACCAAGCCACUUACGCAAAUUUUACUGUCAAAGGGCGUUGACACAACAGUGAUCACACGGUCAGCAGAAAACGGGAAAGCAAUCGAGACAGACGGCGCCAAAGCUGCUGUUGGAUCCACCGAAGAUGUCGAAUUCUUGACCAAGACGUUCCAGGGCGCUGAUGCCGUUUUUAUUCUGGUUCCUGCAAACCUUUUUUUGCCAAAUACAUUGGAGAAUAUGGCUUCUGUAUGCACAAAAGCGUGUGAUGCCAUAUUGAGUGCUGGGGUUCCAAAUGUUGUUUACCUGAGCUCUGUUGGCGCUUUCAAUCCAAAAAUCGGUUUCCACUACCAGAAUGAGCAAAUUUUGAAGAGAAAGCUUUCUGGUGUCCCUAGUGUUUCUUUGGUUAGACCAACUGGAUUCUUCACAAACUUUUACCAUAACAUCGGAACCAUAAAAAAGGACAACGCGGUUUACUUCAACGUAGAAAGAGAAACGGUCGAGUCGUAUGUCCAUCCGGCAGAUAUUGCUCAGGCAUGCGCAGACUUGAUCCUCACUCCUCCUACAGAUGAGAAGUUCAAGAUGAUCUACGUUGAGAGCGAUCAUGCCAAGGCGGCAGAUAUCGAGAAGAUGAUUCAUGAUGCCUUGAAUAUUGAUGUUAAAUGGGUUACCGUGUCAGAUGAAGCUGCAUUGCAAGGCGCCACCAGCAUUGGUUUACCGAAGGAAAACGCCGAGUUACUCACCAAUCUUUACUCUAAGGUAUAUCAAGGUGAAAUGCUGGACGACAUCAAGAAGCAUGGUUCGGUUAUUGGUACACACAAACUUGCCGAUUUCUUCAAGACAGACUUCGCAGCUCAGUUUUCUAAAUGA